GAAAUGGAUGCGAAUAGUCCAUAAGAAAGGAAAAACGGUUUCAACCAAAUUCUGCGAACUUUUAGGGAACUGUGCAGAGUGCAGAAAUGGAGGAUCAAGACGUUGAUGAAAAUGGUUCAAACAAUUCUGAAGUAGUUGUUAUUGAUAACUACUCUUUAAGCAGUGUAUUGAUUCCAAACAAGUUUGUCCAACAACAUUUACCUCCUAUUGCAUCUGGCAAAUCCAUGAUAUUAGAAUUCGAAGAUUGCGGUGAGAACAACUUCAUGAUGGAAGUUGUACACUCAAAUUAUGGAGAUUACUACUAUAUUAGAACAGGGUGGGAGACAUUUAAGAAUCAACACAAGUUGGAAUCUGGAGAUUUAAUAUAUUUUUCUAAGAAAAAUGAUUCCUAUGUAAUCUACUCUUGUAAAACGGAUCUGCAAGUCUCUAAUGAAUCAAUUGAGAGAGUACAAGUGCUUGUCAAGAAUUUCUGUGCUAAAGAUCCCAAAUGCUUACGAUUAUUGAAGAAAGAGGUGGAAGGGAAUCUUGAUCAACAUCUUAUUAUUCAAGUAGGAGAAGAAGUAAUUCUACCUCUACAUGAUCCAAUUAGGAAGAAGUCAUUUAUAGUGCAACUGUUGCAUGCUGAUCAAGAGGAGUACCAUAUUAGAGGAAUAGGAUGGGAGGAAUAUGUGGCUCAACACAACUUGUUCAUUUUCGAUGAAACUACUAUCUUUGUUAACAAGGUAAUUCUAGAUCCAACUGCAGAGGUUCAGCUUGUCAACAUCUCAUAUCACUAUGAAAUUACUUAUCAGACUACAGCCACUAAUCAACCCCAAAGGAAACUGAAACUAUCAGGCACGACCACAGAGACUAGUUCAGCACCCGCCUCUACUGCUGUGGAUAAUAGUUCAGCCCCUCCUUCUACUACUGUUGAUAAUAGUUCAGCCCCUGCUUCUACUACUGUUGAUAAUAGUUCAGCACCCGCUUCUACUGUUGUUGAUAAUAGUUCAGCACCCGCUUCUACUGCUGUUGAUAAUAGUUGCGAUGAUGUUUAUUGGCUCGGAUGACUGAUUGAUUGAACCUAGUCUGUCGAUUACACAGGAUUGGACUUGAUGAUUGUAAUACAUUUCAUCCAUUGGGAUGAGCCAUCAAACUCAUAAGUAGUUUUAUGCAUUUUGUUUAGUGCCUUACUCAAAAUCUACAAUUGUAAUCUACAGAUAUUCAUGCUCAGAUGUCGUUUACAUGUUAGUAUAUUCUAUAGCAAUGUGAAUAGUUUGUCCACUA
This is a messenger RNA of Solanum pennellii, 1263 nucleotides long. RefSeq lists its product as uncharacterized. NCBI's taxonomy places the organism in Eukaryota, Viridiplantae, Streptophyta, Magnoliopsida, Solanales, Solanaceae. The transcript has 2 exons. The coding region runs from base 87 to 1046 and encodes 319 amino acids. Gene Ontology annotation, molecular function: DNA binding. The record is from RefSeq and is a predicted model, not a curated record.